Molecule: messenger RNA, 726 nt
Organism: Ipomoea triloba (trilobed morning glory)
Lineage: Eukaryota; Viridiplantae; Streptophyta; Magnoliopsida; Solanales; Convolvulaceae
Exons: 1
Coding region: 1-726 (241 amino acids)
Source: RefSeq, a predicted model, not a curated record
AUGUUAGAUAAGCUGGAGAUCUCCAUGCCUUUUGUUGAGGCAAUCACUCAGAUUCCAUCGUACAAGAAGUUUCUAAAGAACAUUUUAGGCAAUAAGAAAAAGCCAAAGAAGAGUGUGGUGGUGGAUCUGAGCGAAGGAGCCUUGACCUGUGCAGUUCUUCAACAUAAACUACCUCCUAAGCUGAAAAAUCCAGGUAGUUUUUCCAUCCCUUGCAUCAUUGGUGGAUUUGUAGUUGGUGGUGCUCUGUGUGAUCUGGGUGCCAGUGUUAGUCUUAUGCCAUAUUUUUUAUGUAAGAGGCUCAACCUGGGAACACCAAAACCCACUUCCAUGACCCUACAGAUGGCGGAUCGCUCCAUAAAGCGUCCGGUGGGAGUUCUAGAGGAUGUCCCGGUCAUGAUUGAUCAGUACUCUAUACCGGGGGGUUUUGUUGUUAUGGAUAUAGAAGAGGAUGCCAAGGUUCCUAAUAUACUUGGUAGACCUUUUCUAGCUAUUGCUGGUGCCCUUAUUGAUGUGAGAAGAGGAAAAAUCAUGAUGGAGGUGGCUGAGAAUAAGAUCGAGUUUGACAUAUUCAAGAUGGCGAAGCACCAGCCCUCGUAUGUUGAUGAGUGUUACUCGAUAGAGGGGCUGGGUGAGUGCACUGAUGAAAGUAGAAAGAUUGAGUUAGGGGAUUUGCAUGUUUCCCCUAUUGAUCCUGGACCCCCUGAAAAGUCAAGUGUGCUGAAAUAG